Molecule: messenger RNA, 1392 nt
Organism: Stylonychia lemnae
Lineage: Eukaryota; Ciliophora; Spirotrichea; Sporadotrichida; Oxytrichidae
Source: the annotation of a GenBank genome assembly
AUGAAAGAUAAAGAUCUUGACAAAUCUAGAUAUCAACCUUCUGAUGCUGAUUAUAUUAAACAGUAUGUUCAGAAUUACAUGAAAGAAGAUCCAAGAGGGCUUUCUGAGGAAGAGAAGCAAAAACUAACUAAUAAGGCAGAGAAGCUAGCUUAAUUAGAUUUAGAAUAAAAUAAGAAAUAGUAAUAAGAAUAUUAAUAGACUCUUAAACUUAAAUAAGAUCAGUAGCAGGUUAAGACUGAAGAUACAUCUUUCAUUUAACCAGAUCAGAUUAAGAAGAUAUUUGAUAAAAUUACUGAAAUUGACUCAGACCCGAAUGGGAAGUCUGCCUAGGAUUUUUAUAAAAAGAUUGAAGAAUUAGAGAAAAGCAAUCAAAAUAAGAAGAAGAGUCAAAUCAUUAUUAAGACAUUAAAGAAAGGUAAAAAUGUUCAAAAUCUUAAGUAUGAUAUGACAGGUGGUAUGGGCAGAUAAAUAUCGUAGGAGCAAAUGAUGUUUGAAAGAAAGCACAUUGAUUUCAAAAGAUUCUAAUUCCCCGAAAUAUGUCCAAUAGACUAUAGAGUCAAACACAAAAAUGAAGAGAUUAAAAUUUACAAUGUCAGGUAUCCAGCUGUUAACUAAGCUGAAAGGAAAGGUAUUAUUCAUUUCCUGCAUGGAUAUGGUGAGCAUGCGGGCAGAUAUGCAUACUUUGCUUAGUAUUUCGCCAAAGCAGGCUACGAUUUCUUUGCUAUUGAUUAAAGAGGAUUUGGUAGAAGUGAAGGUAAAAGAGCAAGAAUAGAAUCAGAGGAAUCACUGCUCAGUGAUUACUAAGGAUUUAUGGAGAAAGUUGAUUAAUCUUAUGGUGAGAAAAAUCUCUCGAGAUAUAUGGUUGGAUAUUCAAUGGGAAGUAACAUAGCAUGUAAGCUAACUUUGGCAUAGCCGAAGAAUUAUUUUCAAGCAAUGGGACUACUAGCACCUUAUUUUUAACUUUUAAAUCAAGAAAUGAUUGAUAAAUACAUCGGAUUAGCCAAGCUUUUGAAUUAUGUAGCCCCUAAUUACUAACUUGCCUCAUUCCCAGUUAAAAGUGAUGGAAGGUUUACCAGGCAUUACCAAAACUUUUUAGACGAUGAAUUUAAUUUGGCAGGGAAAAUUUCAGUAAAUAACAUCAUAGUAGGAGAAUAGAUGAAAAAGAAGUUCCUAGAGCACGAAAAAGAUAAAAUUAUCACACCCUUGAUUAUGAUACUUGGUGGAAACGAGAAUGUAGUAUGUAACAAAACAGCCAAAUAGGCUUUUGAUUUAUUCCCAAUAGAAGAUAAAGCAAUUAUAACUUAUGAUGAGUUAGACCAUUUCAUUAUUCAAGAUGCGGAAUACCUCAACUUGAUUGUUAAUGAUUUGAUUUCCUUCUUCAAUACACAUUGA